UUGUCAAUUGUUUUCUAUUCACAAAUGUCCACCAUGAUUGCUUCAAUUUUCGGGUCUUUUCUGAUCAUUUUACUGAUUUAUUAUCUUAAAAAUUUUUAUGAUUAUUUAACCUAUUGGAAACGACAAGGCGUUGCUGGUCCUUUGUUUUUCAGAUUGCAAUGGGCAUUUCGACCAUUCCAUGAGUUAAUAUACGAAGGUACAAAACUGUAUGGACCAAUACAUGGUGCUCCUUUUCCUCGCUGCCAUUUCCUCGUUGUCAAUGAUAUCGAUGUUGCCCGAGAAUUGUAUAUCAAAAAUUUCCAUAAAUUUCCUAUCCGUUAUUCUUUUUGGUUCGGUUAUAGUAACAUCAAUAAGGUAUUAUUUUUUAUGCCAGCAAAUGAUGACUGGAAACGUAUUCGUUCCUUGAUAACACCAGCAUUCACUACUGGUAAAUUGAAACGAAUGAUCGAACCGAUUGAACAGAUCAAUGCAAAUUUCAUUAGUCAUCUUCGAAAAUUUAGUGAAAGUGGAGAAGAAUUUGAUAUGAAAAUAUUUACUGGAGCAUUCUCUAUGGAUGUCAUCGCACGUUGUGCUUAUGGCAUUGAAAUCGAUUCACUUAGUCAACCGGAUCAUCCGAUCGUAACUAAUGCACGGAAAAUUUUCGGUGUAGAUCCCAGUUUUAGUUAUAUUGUGUGCAUUAUGUUUCCGAAAAUAGCAAAAUUUUUACGGCUUGAAAUGACCGAUAUGAAAACCGUGCAAUACUUUAAUGAUUUAACAUUCGAAAUUAUUGAAAAACGAAUCAAAUCAUUAUCUGGAAAACAGAAUCCAGAUUUGAUUGGAUUGAUGAUUGAAAAUGCUAAUGAAUUUAAUGGAACUGUAGCCAAGAAUGACAUGCCAAAAGGUAUUAGCAGAGAUGAGAUUUCUGCUCAAGGUCUCUUAUUCUUUAUUGCCGGAUUUGAUACGACCAAUGCAACAUUGACACACAUUUUCUACUACCUUAUUAAAUAUCCGGAAUGGCAAGAAAAGCUUUAUGAAGAAUUGUCCAAUGUGAAUCAUGAAGAACUUGAUUAUGAUAAACUUAAAGAGCUACCAACAUUGAAUGCAAUCAUUGAUGAGACAUUGCGAUUGGAGCCACCAUUACCUAUGGUUGAUCGUGAAAGUAUUGAACCAUAUCGAAUUGAAAGUCAUGGCAUUAAUAUACCAAAGAAUUCAAUGAUAUCGGUUCAACCAUAUGUUAUACAUCGAGAUCCCAAAUAUUUUAUGUAUCCCCAUGAAUUCAAACCGGAUAGAUUUUUAGAUAAAUCAAAAUUCAAUGAUAAUCUAGCUGCAUAUAUUCCAUUUGGCCUAGGUCCGAGACUUUGCGUUGGCAUGCGAUUUGCAUUGAACGAACUUCGUUUUGCUUUGGCUAAUUUUGUUAUUAACUAUAAAUUGGCUCCAAAUCCAAAUAUCAAGCUUGAAUAUUUCAAUGGCAGCUUGUUGAUGAGUCCUAAAAAGUUGAUGGUUCGAAUUGAACAACGUUAAUGAAAACAAAACGAAUUUAUUCACAAACAUAUAACGAAAAUCCUAAAAAAUUAUAAUAAUUGCAAUUAUAAUUUUAAAAUAACAUAACGCUAUAACGAUUUCACCAUUUUCUCUUUUCUUGAUUAAAAUGUGAUUUCAAAUUUA
Molecule: messenger RNA, 1644 nt
Organism: Dermatophagoides farinae (American house dust mite)
Lineage: Eukaryota; Metazoa; Arthropoda; Arachnida; Sarcoptiformes; Pyroglyphidae
Product: cytochrome P450 3A24-like
Molecular function (GO): oxidoreductase activity, acting on paired donors, with incorporation or reduction of molecular oxygen; steroid hydroxylase activity; iron ion binding
Source: RefSeq, a predicted model, not a curated record